Molecule: messenger RNA, 2177 nt
Organism: Salvelinus sp. IW2-2015
Lineage: Eukaryota; Metazoa; Chordata; Actinopteri; Salmoniformes; Salmonidae
Product: type II iodothyronine deiodinase-like
Biological process (GO): thyroid hormone metabolic process
Molecular function (GO): thyroxine 5'-deiodinase activity
Source: RefSeq, a predicted model, not a curated record
UAUUUUGUAUUUUCACGUACAUUUUUGGGGUGAAAAAUGAUCAAUUCUAAAGGAGUGCACUAUCUUCUGUCUGAUUGUUUUGGAACAAUAUAAAGUUCCUUGUAGGCUUGGCCACCCUUCUCUGUUUCCAUGCGUUAUAUUACCGAGAAGCGCUAUAAGCCAGCGAGAGAGGGGGGUAGCACUCGGUCUGACGUCAUGAUCUUACAACAAGAUACGCCUGGAGCUCUAUCGCGGAGGCGAAUAAUUUACGGUAUAAAAAGAUUUACAGCCGAGAGGGCUAACUCGUUGGAGCACACAAGCAAUUACAAAGCCAGCUAAAUACAACUUUUGGCACGCGCAGAGCGCAGCCCUCGAAAACGCUCCUUGAGCCCUCUCUUGCCUCUUUUUAUCCCGGGUGACAAUUCAUUUGUGCGCUCCAAGUCAAGUCAGAGCGCACUCCGUUGAAAUGCGAGCAGCAGCAUAAAGACCUUACACCUUCGAGAGAGGGGACAGAGACAUAUUUAGUGUUUUGACAGUGUCAGACAGUGAGCGGGGAAAAGCAGAGGAGCACCUGUCUUCGCGGCAUGUCCUUGGAAAGCAGCUAAAACCGAGACGCAUCAUCGGUCUAGUCCGGGGACAGAAGCCUAAACAAAUGGGCGCUGCCAGCGUGGACCUGCUGGUCACCCUCCAGAUCCUGCCCGGUUUCUUCUCCAACUGCCUGUUCCUCGCGCUCUACGACUCGGUGGUCCUGGUGAAGCGCGUGGUGUCGUUGCUGAGCUGCCCUGGCGGCGGCGGGGGAGAGUGGCAGCGCAUGCUGACCUCGGCGGGGCUCCGGUCCAUAUGGAACAGCUUCCUGCUGGACGCAUACAAACAGGUGAAACUUGGCAGUGAGGCACCCAACUCCAAAGUGGUGAAGGUUCCUGGUAGCGGUGGUAACCAUGGCUUCCGGCGGCGGAGCAGUGUGACCACCACCACGGCCCGUCAUCCUGGAGACGAGUGCCGCCUGCUGGACUUCGAGUCAUCGGAGCGCCCUCUUGUGGUGAACUUCGGUUCGGCCACCUGACCCCCAUUCAUCAGCCACCUGCCCGCCUUCCGGCGGCUGGUGGAGGAGUUCUCUAACGUGGCCGACUUCCUGCUGGUCUACAUCGACGAGGCGCACCCCUCAGACGGCUGGGUGGCGCCCACCAUGGGCCCAUGCUCCUUCGAGGUCAGGAAGCACCGGUCGCUGGAGGAGAGGGUGGUGGCGGCCAUGAAACUGACUGAGGCCUUCAGCCUGCCGCCUCAGUGCCAGCUGGUGGCUGACUGCAUGGACAACAAUGCUAACGUAGCCUACGGCGUGUCCUACGAGAGGGUGUGCAUCGUGCAGAGAAGGAAGAUCGCCUACCUGGGUGGGAAGGGACCCUUCUUCUACAACCUGAAGGAUGUGAGGCAGUAUCUGGAACAGAGAUAUGGCAAGAGAUAGGGGCCAGACAGACAGAGAGGACGAGUUCUGUGACAACUGAACGGCUGAUAAGAGAAAGAGAGAAUAUUUAUUUUCGUAUAAAAGGAAGGCGAGGUGCUUUCCGAACUGAUCUGUUCUGACCACGAAUGACAGGCAAUGCUCGGAACAGAACAUGUGACAGGUUCUAAAAUUCCCAACUUCCACAUCUCUGGGACUUCCUUUUCUGGAAGGAGACCAACAUUCCAUAAGACUUUUCACUGGAACACAAUAGAACAGAACCGAUAGACUACAUGGCCAGAAGCUCUGCUACCUAUGACAGUGAGUUGACUGAAAGAAGAAACUGAAUAGGUUGACCCGUGACCCGCUUUAUCAAUAACUUCAUCCCCAUUUGCUAAUAAUCUAAAACAUGUCUAGUUACAGGACACAUUAUCUUCUAACCUGGCUCCUUUCAAAACAAAAACCAAAUUACUGCACAGAGAAGAAAGCACAAGUGCCCAACUAUAACAAUUAUAUUAAUUUAUUUCUAUGGAGUUUUGAAUGUUAUGUUGUUUGUUUUUACACCACGAUAAUAUUUUGUGUGUUGAUGCACUUGUUAGGCUUUUUAUUUAAGAAAACAAUCCAUCAUAUAAGGGGUGUUACAUCACUGUUUAAACCAUCUAGAGUAGACUGUUUUAAACCAUCUAGAGUAGACUGUUCUCAACCAUCUAGAGUAGACUGUUCUCAACCAUCUAGAGUAGACUGUUUCUCAACUAUCUAG